Molecule: messenger RNA, 387 nt
Organism: Malassezia restricta
Lineage: Eukaryota; Fungi; Basidiomycota; Malasseziomycetes; Malasseziales; Malasseziaceae
Product: large subunit ribosomal protein L40e
Exons: 2
Coding region: 1-387 (128 amino acids)
Biological process (GO): modification-dependent protein catabolic process; protein ubiquitination; translation
Cellular component (GO): cytoplasm; nucleus; ribosome
Molecular function (GO): ubiquitin protein ligase binding; structural constituent of ribosome; protein tag activity
Source: RefSeq, a predicted model, not a curated record
AUGCAAAUCUUCGUCAAGACCCUGACUGGCAAGACGAUCACGCUCGAGGUCGAGUCGUCUGACACGAUCGACAAUGUGAAGGCCAAGAUCCAGGACAAGGAGGGUAUUCCUCCGGACCAACAGCGUCUUAUCUUCGCGGGUAAGCAGCUGGAGGACGGCCGUACGCUCAGCGACUACAACAUCCAAAAGGAGUCGACGCUCCAUCUCGUGCUUCGCCUGCGUGGUGGUAUCAUUGAGCCCUCGCUCAAGGUGCUGGCCGGCAAGUACAACUGUGAGAAGCAGAUCUGCCGUAAGUGCUACGCCCGUUUGCCGCCGCGUGCGACAAACUGCCGUAAGCGCAAGUGUGGUCACAGCUCGCAGCUGCGCCCCAAGAAGAAGCUGAAGUAA